AAAGUGAAACUGUUUCUCUUUCAGCCUCGACUCCAUUUUGAGGAGCGGUUGAAAAAGAAAGACGAACUUCAACACCAGGUAGAAACGGCGAUAUUAAUGUCAGACAAAAUGGACUGUUGGUUAAGAAUGUAAUUCAUCCCAGAGGUCAGUGACAGCUGUGUGUCCAUGAGCUGUAUGCAAAUACACUAAUAUUCAAAAAUGGAGAGCCCUGAGCUGAACACAGAUAAUGUGACCCCACCUUCAAAAAAGUGUAAACUCCAGGGAAAGAUAUCAGACUCACCUGAACCCAGCUGUGUCUCCAUGAAGAGUGAUGCGUCUAUGGAUCCUCCUUGGUACUUUAAGAAUGGAAACCCCUUGUCUGUACACAGUAAACUCCAGAGAAAGAUAUCAGACUCACCUGAACCCAGCUGUGUCUCCAUGAAGAGUGAUGCGUCUAUGGAUCCUCCUUGGUACUUUAAGAAUGGAAACCCCUCGUCUGUACACAGUGUUCUACAGAAGUCAGGAGACAGAAGAGAAAAGAACAUCAUCACAGCUACAGGACACGACCCAGAACCUGCUGCUGUAAAUGACGUCCAGAAAAAGUUCAAAUUAAAUCUGGUGAAGAAGUUUCAGUGUUUAAAUGGAGUGAUGAUAAACCCGGAAAACCGAACACUCCUAAAUGAGAUCUACACAGAGCUGUACAUCACAGAGGGAGACAGUGGAGACGUCAAUAAAGAACAUGAGGUGAGACAGAUCGAGGCAGCAUCCAGGAGAACAACAACAGAGGAAACACCAAUCAAAUGCAAUGACAUCUUUAAGCCGUUAUCUGAUCAAGACGAACCCAUCAGAACUGUGCUGACAAAGCCCUUAUCUAAAAAAGACAAACCCAUCAGAACUGUGCUGACAAAGGGAGUCGCUGGCAUCGGAAAAACAGUUUCUGUGCAGAAGUUCAUUCUGGACUGGGCUGAAGGGGAAGUAAAUCAGGACGUCCAGCUCAUGUUUCCACUUCCUUUCAGAGAGCUGAAUUUGAUGAAGGACCAGAAACUGAGUCUGAUGGAGCUCCUUCAUGUCUGUUUUAAGGAGACAAAAGAAACAGAAAUGUACAGUUUGGAAAAGGUUCUGUUCGUUUUUGACGGAUUGGACGAGUAUCGUUUUCCUCUGGAUUUCCAGAACACAGAGAGAGUGUGUGAUGUAACUGAAUCAGCAUCAGUGCAUGUGCUGCUGAUAAACCUGAUCAAAGGGAAUCUGCUUCCCUCUGCUCUCAUCUGGAUCACCUCCCGACCAGCAGCAGCUGAUCAAAUCCCCUCUGAGUGUGUCCAUCGAGUCACAGAGGUACGAGGGUUCAAUGACCCACAGAAGGAGGAGUACUUCAGGAAGAGGAUCAGUGAUCAGAGCCUGGCCAAUAACAUCAUCACACACCUGAAGUCAUUAAGAAGCCUCUACAUCAUGUGCCACAUCCCAGUCUUCUGCUGGAUUUCAGCCACUGUUCUAGAGAGAAUGUUGGAUGAAGCAGAGAGUGGAGAGAUGCCCAAGACUCUGACUCAAAUGUACACACAUUUCCUCAUCAUUCAGACAAACAUCAUAAGAGAAAAGUACUCGAAGAAGCAGGAGAGUGAUGAAGAAAUGCUUCUCAAACUGGGACAGGUGGCUUUUCAGCAGCUGAUGAAAGGCAACCUGAUCUUCUAUGAGGAAGACCUGAGAGUGUGUGGUAUUGAUGUGAGAGAAGCAGCAGUGUACUCAGGUGUGUGUACUCAGAUCUUCAGAGAAGAGUUUGGGCUUCACCCGAGUAAAGUGUACAGCUUUGUUCAUCUGAGCAUUCAGGAGCAUCUCGCAGCUCUGUAUGUGCACCUGACAUGCUUGAAGGAAAAGAGAAAUGUUCUUGAACAGAGUCAGGACUUUAAGACAAUUUCAGAUGUCCACAAGAGUGCUGUAGAUCAGGCCUUAGAAAGUCAGACUGGACAUCUGGAUCUUUUCCUUCGCUUUCUUCUGGGUCUCUCACUGGAGUCCAAUCAGAAACUCUUACAUGCCUUAGUAACACAUACAGAAGGUAGCUCCCAGAGCAAAGAGGAAGCAGUUCAGUACAUUAAGAUGAUGAUCAGUAAGAAUCCCCCUGAAGAGAAAUCCAUCAAUCUGUUCCACUGUCUGAAUGAACUGGGGGACAAUUCUCUAGUGGAGGAAAUCCAACGUUACCUGAAAUCUGGAAAACAAAGAAAGUUCUCUUCUUCACAGUGGUCUGCUCUAGUGUUUGUCUUACUGACGUCAGUACAGGAGCUGGAGGAAUUUGACCUGAGUAAAUAUACCAGUACAGAGAACAUAACCGCUUUGGUUCUUGUGAAGGUGAUGCCUGUGAUUGCAGCAGCCAGAAAAGCAAUCAUUCAGCAUGUAACACUUAACGAGAAACACUGUGAAGCUUUGGCCUCUGUACUCAGCUCUGAAUCCUCCAGACUAAGAGAACUGGAUUUGUCAGAGAGUAAACUAGGAGACUCGGGAGUGCAGUGGCUCUCUGCUGGACUGAAAAAUCCUCACUGUAAACUGGAGGCACUAAGGUUGGUGUUUUGUCGUAUCUCAGAUGAAGGCUGUGCUUCUCUGAUGUCAGCUCUAAGAUCAAACCCCUCACACCUGAGAGAACUGAAUCUGUCUCAGAAUAAUCUAGGAGACUCAGGAGUGAAGUGUCUCUCUGCUGGACUGGAGAAUCCUCUCUGUAAAAUGGAGAUACUGAAGUUGUGUGGUUGUGGUGUCUCAGAUGAAGGUUGUGCUGCUCUGACUUCAGCUCUGAGAUCAAACCCCUCACACCUGAGAGAACUGGAUCUCUCUGAGAAUAAACUACAAGACUCAGGAGUGAAGUGUCUCUCUGCUGUACUGGAGAAUUCUCACUGUAAACUGGAGAUACUGGGGUAAGAUCAUCUCUCUUGUUAGUCACAUGACCUGCUCCUCAGUAAGACACAUUCUCUAAUAGUGAGACUGAAGCAGAGGUUUUAGGUUCAUCAUCAAUGUCCUGAGGAGUAAGAUUGUUUUUUUUUCACUGCACACUGAUGAUUUGUCACAGACACCUGUUAAACCCUUGAUAAAAUCAGGGGUUUUUCUGCUGUAAAAAAUUGUUGUUGGACUGUCUAGUAGGCCAGCCUAGAGGAGAGAUUUUCACUGACUGACUGACAAGUCCCAUUGAAUGGUGUAUGCGCAAGGAGUCCAGCUAAGCCACCCGCAACUCACCCCAAGUAACAGCACAUUUUCGAUAUAAUCCUUACACAAAUCAAACCCUCUGAUGUCCCUCCUGAAACCAUGAAUGGUUAUUGUCCAUUACAGGAAAACUGUGUUCACACCAUUUGCACUUUGGAAGAGUAACUAAAAAUUUUUAGAUUGAGAUUAUUGAGAAGAAUCUGUUGCCAUCCACCAGGAUGAUGAUGAGACGUGGGUGGACCUGCCAGCAGGACAACGAUCCAAAGCAUACAGCAAAGGAAACUCUCAGUUGGUUUCAGAGAGAAAAAAAUCAAGUUGUUAGAAUGGCCCAGUCAAUCACCUGACUCGAAUCCAAUUGAACAAGAUUUAAAGAUGUUUAGAAGAGCGGACCAAAAUCACACCUGAAUACUGCGGCCCAUUAAUUUCUUCAUACAGGAAGUGUCUUGAAGCCAUCAUUACAAACAAAGGCUUCUCCUCUAAGUAUUAAAUAGAUUUCAGUUUAUGUGUUCAAUGCUUUUUUCCUGUGUCAUUCCGCUUUAUUACACAUAACUUCAUUUAUGGACUUUAAUGUUGUGAAUUCUUUAUAUUUCAUGAUUUCUUGAGUUAAUACCAAAGUCUUUUGAAAAUCUCAUGUGAAUAGCCUCAUUGGAAAUAUAUUUACUGAAAAAAAUGUGACCCGUCCAAUACUUAAUUCCCCCACUGUAUGAUUGUGUGAUGUAAUAAACAUCUACUAUGAAAUACAUACUAUGAAAGACUCUUUUAACUACUACAUUUUUGUUAAUAAAGCUCUCUAUAUUUUUUGGUAGGAUGUAUUUAAUUAAGCUGUGUUUAAUGAAGCUGAAAGACUGAAAUGCAUUUUCUACACUCCCUUGCUGAAGGGCCAUAACCCAUAAUAUGCACAAAUAUUCCGCAGAGUAGAUGGUGUGACCACAGUGCAGGUCAGCAAAGCAAACCGCAACCAAAGGGCUGUUUAAUGGGAGGGGGGUUUCCCUAGUCAAAUUCUUUAGCCCUUUCUAACGAAAACCAAAAGACUUCUUGACUAUUUUUAGGUGAAAUAUUUCAGCGGAAUUCCUAAUAAAAAUAGGUAAUUGAUGUUAUUCUUUUUUUUAACGUUAAUUGUCCUCAAAGUAAAUGCUUUACACUUGACAUUAUAUCUUGGUUAUGUAUCUCUUUAUUGAUGAAGAGUGUGUCAUUGUGUCUCUGCAGGUUGCAGUAUUGUGAUAUCUCAGGUGAAGGCUGUGCUGCUCUGGCUUCAGCUCUGAGAUCAAACCCCUCACACCUGAGAGACCUGUAUCUGUCUCAGAAUAAACUAAGAGACUCAGGAGUGAAGCGUCUCUCUGCUGUACUGGAGAAUCCUCUCUGUAAACUGGAGAUACUGGGGUUGCGUUAUUGUGGUGUCUCAGAUGAAGGCUGUGCUGCUCUGACUUCAGCUCUGAGAUCAAACCCCUCACACCUGAGAGAACUGUAUCUGUCUGGGAAUAAAAUAAGAGACUCAGGAGUGAAGUGUCUCUCUGCUCCGAAGAAUGACGAGCAUUACAAACUACAGACACUGACGGUGUGACGAACAUCUGUGUGUGAUGAAAACUCCUGUGUUCCUGCAUUUCCAUGUUGGGGAAUAGACAACACAAUUAUAAACAAAGUCAGUCUCCGUUGUGACCCAUUAAACAGACAACGGGAAGUGUCUAGAGCUGCAACAACUAAUCUAUAAUAAUAAUCGAUUAUUAUUGCUUGCUUUCCUCCGGGUACUCCGGUUUUCUCCCCCAGUCCAAAGACCUGCAUGGUAGGCUGGUUGGCAUGUCUAAAGUGUCCGUAGUGUAUGAAUGGGUGUGUAUGUGAUUGUGCCCUGCGAUAGACUGGCACACUGUCUAGGGUGUACCCUGCCUUGUGCCCGAUGCUUCCUGGGAUAGGCUCCAGGUUCCCCGCCACCCUGAAAAGGAGUAAGCGGUAGAAGAUGGAUGGAUGGAUUAUUAUUGCUAAUAAUCGAUUAUGAAAAUCGUUGUCAACGAAUCUCAUUAUGCAUUGUGUACUCUACCGUCUAGUGCAGGGGUGUCAAACUCAUUUUAGUUCAGGGGCCACAUACAGCCUAAUUAGAUGUCAAGUGUGCCAGGCCAGUAAAAUCAUAGCAUAAUUACCUAUAAAUAACAGUAAAUCCAUGUUUUUCACUGUGUUUUCAUGCAAAGAAGUACAAUACAUUAGGAAAAUCUUCAUAUUUAAUGAAAUAUCCUUUUACAAAACAUAUCAUGAACAACCUCAGAUUUCUUAAGACAAAAAUAUGCAAUUUGCAUUUGAUUAUCAUUUACAUGUGUGCAGUACAACUGGUCAGUGUUUGUACAAAUGCAAAACACUUUAAGUCACAGGUAUUUGGAACUGAAAAGUAUAGUAUUGCGCUUUAAAAUUUAUGGCUUGGCAUGAACAAUAGGAUUCCACCAAACCAAACUCUUUUGUAGUGAAGCUGUUGACUAAUAUUAAAUUGCACAUUUUUUAACUAUUACCCAUUCAUCUCUGCGAAUAAAUAUGAAGCGGUUAAUUUUUCUUGGAAAACUCUA
Ictalurus punctatus (channel catfish) is the source of this 5702-nucleotide messenger RNA. RefSeq names its product NACHT, LRR and PYD domains-containing protein 3. The transcript is spliced from 11 exons. Gene Ontology annotation, molecular function: protein binding. Bases 199 to 2877 code for a protein of 892 amino acids. The record is from RefSeq and is a predicted model, not a curated record. Lineage: Eukaryota; Metazoa; Chordata; Actinopteri; Siluriformes; Ictaluridae.